AACAAUAUGGUUUGUCUAUUAGUAGUUGCAACGGUCUUUUUAGCUUAUGCGAUAUUACUCAUUUGGUCAAAAUAUCAGGAUAAUAAAGACAUUUUAAGGGGUGAAAUCAUAAUUCUCCAAGACAACUAUCCCGGGGAAGAUGAAGUAUACCUAGUAACUGUCUAUACAGGUCACUAUUCUGAAGCGGGAACCACUGCUAAUGUAUGUAUACAACUGCACGGAGAUGUUAGUUCCAGUCGGGCUCAUUGGUUGUAUAAUUAUAACUACAAAGCUUUGCAGCGUUUUAAUGAUGAUUGGUUUAUUAUUUUUACAACGAAGAAUCUUGGUGAAUUACAAUUUAUUCGUAUUUGGUCUGAUAAUUAUGGAAAUAAUCCUAGCUGGUAUUGUAAACGAAUAGAAGUUAUUGAUGUGCGGAGAAAUAAAUCAUGGAAUUUCAAUUUGGAAAGAUGGUUUUCGUUAAAAAAUAUUGAAAAUUCUAUUAUUCCUCAAAAUUUGCAAAAAAGAGCUAUAGAUGAUAUAGAAUUAACUAUACGAGAAGAAUAUCUAUGGGCAAGCGUAUUUGUACGGCAUCCAAGAUCUUUAUUAACACGAUGUCAAAGAUUGAGCAAAAUUUUAUGUUUAUUGUUAUGUAUCAUGUUAAUAAGUUUAAUAUUUUACGAUUUUUUAGAAGAUGAAGAAGAUUUUUUAAACUUUGAAGUCACUUUAACCCAAGUUUCUAUUGCUAUACAAAGUUGUAUAAUAGAAACAAUAAUGACAUUUGGAACUUCAUAUUGUUUUAAUAAAGGUGCAAAGUUUAAAAAAUACAUGUUAGUUCCAGAUCCAUUAGAAAUACAGGAGCGCGAAAAAACAUGGUGGAAAAAAUUAGUUUUAAUGAUUGUGGAAAAAAAAACUUAUUUACCUGCUCAGACCGAAAAUAAAGUUAAGAAACACAAACAAAUAAACUAUUGGCUUAUAUUUGGAUGGACAUUUUGCAUUCUUAUUUACAUUUUUUCGGCUUCUUUUAUUAUUGCUUACGGACUGAAAUUAGGACAAGUGAAGAGCUUACACUGGUUAAUGACUAUAUUGAUAACGAUUAUACAAAGUGCAUUUUUAGCUGAACCUUUAAAAAUAAUUGUUUCUAGUUGUAUAUCGUUUAAAUUAAAUCAAGAACAAAAUAUAAUAACCAAGUAUGAAAUAAAAUUAGAAGAUUACCGUAAAAAUACCAAAAAUCGCUUACAAAAUUUGAGUUUAAUACGAGAUAUCCGAAAAAGUAGAAUAAAAUACGUAUAUAAUCCAUUGACAAGAUCCGAUGUUCAAAUUUUGGAACAUAGACAAAGUGGUAAAAUAAAGUUUGUACACUUUCGAGAAAAUGCUAUAACUUGUACAUUAAUAAUAUUAACAUCAUUGUGCUGUAUUAGCGCUUUAUAUUCAUUUAACAGUCCAAAGCAUAUAAUACAUGCCAAUAAUGUCAACAAGCUAUUUCUCAAAAGUCUAUUGCAAACGGAUAUAAUGGAUUUGGAAAUGUUAAAAACAUUUUUAACGGAAUCACUUGUAAAAUUUUUACACACUAAAGAAUAUUACAAUGGAAUACCAAUAACCAACGAAUCAAUGAAUUAUUCCAAUAACAUGAGAGGUUGGUAUAGUCUAUACAACAGUAAAGUAAUAAAUGGAGGAAUUAGACUGAAACAACUUCGUAUUAAACGAGAAAUCUUAGAAUGGAAAAAUGAUGUGGGUAAUUACGAAGAAGGUUGGAUACAAACUGCAAAGACUAACGACGAUAUUACGGCUUGGACGUAUAGAUCCAUACCCGUUGUUAAAUAUUUCGGUCUAUGGUUUCCCGAAACGGACCACUCAGGGUUUAUAUUGGACCUUACUGGCGAUGCAUUUGAAUACAAGAAAAUUUUAAAAACUCACUUAGAAAAUGGUUGGUUUGAUAAUAAAACAAGAAAUGUCAUCAUAGAAUUUCAAACUUACACACCGAACAUAGAUAGCAUUACUGUAUUCAAUAUAAAAUUACAUAGUGUAUCAGGAUUAUUAUACACUGUUACUACUGUGGUGUGGACGGUACCUUCGAGUUCGGUGUUUGUCGACUGGACGACGUACGUGUUCACGCUGGUGUUCAUGUCCGCGUACGCGGUGACGGCCGUACGGUUGACGAGCUCGGUGGUGCGCGUGACGGUCGGUCGCGGUGACGGCGGUACGACGCCGUACGAUCGUUUUUGGACCGCGUACGAGUGCGCGCUGCUGGCGAUCGUGGUGGCCACGUCGUUGGCGGUAACCGGCCGCUGGCGGCUAAUGGACGAGGCCGGCGCGCAGUACUCGAUGGCCAAGGAGACGGUGUACGUGGCCAGCGUGACGGACAUGUGUCGGUCGCACGAGCACGUGGCCGCGCUGGCGUCCGUGGCCGUGGCCAUGGCGCUGUUCCGGACGUUCCGACUGGUGACGCUCGCGGAACGCAAGCCGCACCUGCAACGAACGUUGGACGCAUCCGGCGGCCCGGUGUUGAUGGUGGCCGGGUUCUCGAUGGUCGCCGCGUACGGCGCGUGGUACAGCACCGUGAGAACCGACGGCGGCGACGGCCACGGGUUCCUGAACGCGUUCGUCGUGGGUCAGCACGCGCUCGGCCGCGGCCGCCCGUCGCCGCCGUGCCUGGCCGUCACCGUGGUCGCCGUGUUCCUGUUCCUCAACGCCGCGGCCGUGGCGAUCAUUACCAAACGCUACGUCGUAUCGAGACUGUACUCGCCGCGCGACCGAACACCCGCGACACCGGCCACCGCACGCGUGCUGACGACCAACACUGCGUCCCGGCCGGUGUAGCCGGUACGCGGCCGAAUUCUCGUUCGGUUCGCACGCGUCGCGCGUUGCACUUGUUCACCGAUUUUUUCACCUAUUCUUAAACGUCUCGACGAGAUUUGCCUCUG
Molecule: messenger RNA, 2900 nt
Organism: Sipha flava (yellow sugarcane aphid)
Lineage: Eukaryota; Metazoa; Arthropoda; Insecta; Hemiptera; Aphididae
Product: polycystic kidney disease and receptor for egg jelly-related protein-like
Exons: 14
Coding region: 7-2796 (929 amino acids)
Molecular function (GO): protein binding
Source: RefSeq, a predicted model, not a curated record